This is a messenger RNA of Schistocerca cancellata (South American locust), 1860 nucleotides long. RefSeq names its product esterase FE4-like. The coding region runs from base 40 to 1683 and encodes 547 amino acids. Lineage: Eukaryota; Metazoa; Arthropoda; Insecta; Orthoptera; Acrididae. The transcript has 11 exons. The record is from RefSeq and is a predicted model, not a curated record.
CCUAGCAGUCUGUGCCAUUAGCAUCUUUAAGCUGCAACAAUGUUUCACUUAAAAAUUGCUUACCUGACAUUGAUAUUUAUUAUUUACUCUACAGUGAAGCAUGUUCAGGGUGCAGAAAGAAUAUUCAAAACAGUUAACACACCUCUGGGUCAUAUUAGAGGACGAUUAUUUAACACUACAUCAGGUAAUCCAGUUUAUAUCUUCAGAGGAAUCCCAUAUGCUGAACCACCAGUAGGACAACUGCGUUUUAAGCCUCCAGUGCCCCUGUCUCCUUGGAAUGACACAAAGGAUGCUUUAUCAUAUCCUGAGAGGUGCAUACAGAGGCUUGGCGAUGGAACCAUAGAAGGAGUUGAGGACUGUCUCUACCUAAAUGUCUUUACCCCAGAGCUACCAUCAAAUAUUAGUGUCCCAAGGCCCGUACUAGUGAUGAUACAUGGUGGCUGCUUUAUGACAGGUUAUGCUGAAGAACGUCCACUGGAUUUCUACAUAGAUCAUGGGAUUGUUGUAGUUACCAUACAGUAUCGUCUUGGAGCUCUGGGAUUCAUGAGUACAGGUGAUUCUUUACUGCCUGGAAAUCUUGGAAUGAAAGAUCAAGUCCUUGCACUGCAGUGGAUAAAACAAAACAUUCUUGCAUUUGGUGGUAAUCCGGAUGAAGUUACCAUUGAGGGCCAAAGUUCAGGAGGAGCUGCAGUUCAAUACCACAUGAUGUCACCCAAGUCAAAAGGUCUUUUCAAACGUGCCAUAGCACAAAGUGGAUCAGCACUUUGCCCAUGGUCAUUUUCUAAAAAUGCUACAGACAGAACCUAUCGUUACACAUCUUACUUGGGACAUGAUGCACAGAACUCUUCUGAUCUGAUGGAAUUUCUGAUGACAGUUGAUGCAGCAGCCCUGGUGGAAGCAAGAUACCCCGCACUAAAUGAAGAGGAUAGAUUAAGUACUCUUAUCUGUGUAUGGGCACCACACGUGGAACCAGAGCAUGAAGAUGCCUUCUUGACAGAAGAGCCAUGGGUCAUAAUGUCAGAAAACCGCUACACUCAUGUUCCUUACCUAACGGGAGUCACAGACUAUGAAUUGCUGAUAAGGACACAAGAAAAUGAGAUGUUUGGAACCGAAGAAGGUACACAGAAUUUGAAUGAUAACUUUGAUGGCUAUGUUGCUCAUGAGCUUCGAUUUCCAACCAGAGAAGAGCAAUUGAAUGUAUCAGCACAGAUUCGACAGUUUUACUAUGGAGACAGUGAGAUAACACUAGAAUUAAAUGACACAACAGCAACUAUGAUAUCAGAUCUUAUGAUUGUGGAAGCAGUAGACACCACUGUACGAAACAUGAGUAGGGAUUCUUCAGAACCUGUUUACUAUUAUCAGUUUUCCUUCAGUGGACCUCUCAAUGCAUAUCCUGAUUUCCCAGGUGCUUCCCAUGGUGAUGACAGAAGAUACAUGAGUUACUAUACAUCACUAGAAACAGAUUCUGCUGGAUACAGAAUCGCAAUGCAGUUGUUACAGCUGUGGACAAAUUUUGUGAAAUAUAGUGAUCCAAUUCCAUAUGACACUGAUGAAUUACUUACAGAAGACUGGAAACAAUAUGAGGCAGACAGCACAAAUUAUCUAGGAAUAGGCUCCACUCUUGAAGCAGGUACAGGGCUUAACAAGGAACGGAUGGAUUUUUGGCACAGUGUGAUGCCAUAAGUUAGUUAGAGGUAUUACAAAAUCUGAUAAGCAACCUGUAUACCUUAAUUUGCAACGAAAAAUCAUAUCACAAAAACUGUUAAAGAAUAUACCUCAAAAAGAUGGAAGAGAAUCAUCCACACGAAAUACUUUUUCCAAUAUCAUAAAACUAUGAAUCUAUUUAAUUUCUAUAUAUUG